This is a messenger RNA of Oryza sativa Japonica Group (Japanese rice), 1736 nucleotides long. NCBI's taxonomy places the organism in Eukaryota, Viridiplantae, Streptophyta, Magnoliopsida, Poales, Poaceae. The record is from RefSeq and is a predicted model, not a curated record.
GGGCUUUCGGGACUUGUGCUGUGGAUACUGUUGUGGGCUUUGGGAUUUCAUGCGGACUUGAGUCCAAAUCCAGUCCGCCAAUCGCAUCCAGGGUCUCUCUCGUCGGCCUAUCCCAACGAAAUCUCUCCCAAUCCCUCUCUUAUCCCCUGAAAACCACUCACCGUCCAUUUCCCCUCUCCCCACCUCCGCGUCUCCUCACCAUGGCUUCCGCCUUCUCCCCCGCCACCGCCGCGCCCGCCGCGUCGCCGGCCCUCUUCUCCGCCUCCACCUCCCGGCCUCUCUCCCUCACCGCCGCCGCCGCUGCCGUCUCAGCCCGUAUCCCGUCACGGAGAGGGUUCCGCCGCGGCCGCUUCACCGUCUGCAAUGUAGCCGCCCCCUCCGCCACCCAGCAGGAGGCUAAGGCGGCGGGCGCGAAGGAGAGCCAACGGCCGGUGUAUCCGUUCGCGGCGAUCGUGGGGCAGGACGAGAUGAAGCUGUGCCUGCUGCUCAACGUCAUCGACCCUAAGAUCGGCGGUGUCAUGAUCAUGGGAGACCGUGGCACCGGCAAAUCCACCACCGUCCGCUCGCUCGUCGACCUGCUCCCGGAUAUCCGCGUCGUUGUUGGCGACCCUUUCAAUUCCGACCCUGACGAUCCCGAGGUCAUGGGCCCUGAGGUCCGGGAACGCGUGCUGGAGGGUGAGAAGCUUCCUGUUGUCACGGCCAAGAUCACCAUGGUAGAUCUUCCCCUUGGUGCCACUGAGGAUAGAGUCUGUGGCACCAUUGAUAUUGAGAAGGCGCUCACCGAUGGUGUCAAGGCGUUCGAGCCUGGUUUGCUUGCCAAGGCCAACAGGGGGAUUCUUUAUGUGGAUGAGGUCAAUUUGUUGGAUGACCAUCUAGUAGAUGUGCUUCUGGAUUCUGCUGCGUCAGGAUGGAACACCGUGGAGAGAGAGGGUAUCUCCAUCUCCCACCCUGCUCGGUUCAUCCUCAUUGGGUCUGGUAACCCCGAGGAAGGGGAGCUCCGGCCACAGCUGCUUGACCGGUUUGGCAUGCACGCGCAGGUUGGUACUGUCAGGGAUGCUGAACUCAGGGUGAAAAUUGUUGAAGAGAGAGCUCGGUUCGACAGGGAUCCAAAGGCGUUCCGUGAGUCCUACUUGGAGGAACAAGACAAGCUCCAGCAGCAGAUUUCAUCUGCUCGGAGUAACCUUGGUGCUGUGCAGAUUGACCAUGAUCUUCGUGUUAAGAUUUCUAAAGUGUGUGCAGAGUUGAAUGUUGAUGGAUUAAGAGGGGACAUUGUGACUAACAGGGCUGCCAAGGCGUUGGCAGCACUCAAAGGCAGGGACACUGUCACUGUAGAGGACAUUGCCACUGUUAUCCCCAACUGCUUGAGGCAUCGGCUUCGGAAGGACCCACUUGAAUCAAUUGACUCAGGAUUGCUCGUGGUUGAGAAGUUUUAUGAAGUCUUCACCUAAAUUAUUCUGGAGGUAAAUGGUUUUCUAUCAGAAAGUUCGGCAGGAGGGCUUUUGUUUGAGUUUAAUGACAUUGUUUCAGAGGCUUGAACUUGAUGUCUAUUUGUACAUCUAUCAUUAGUAUAGAUUUUAUUCCCCUUCAAUCGAAAUGCCUGCUAUGAGUUGCAGACGGUUCGUACAUUUGAAUCUUCCUUGUAGUCAUUGAUGCAGCCAAUGAUUAGGAAAGGAGCAUCUAAGUCAAGCUAACAUCUUAUAUUUCUUUUUGAAAAAAAAAAAGAAUCUUGCAGCAUA